Stegastes partitus (bicolor damselfish) is the source of this 6009-nucleotide messenger RNA. RefSeq names its product paired amphipathic helix protein Sin3a-like. NCBI's taxonomy places the organism in Eukaryota, Metazoa, Chordata, Actinopteri, Pomacentridae. The record is from RefSeq and is a predicted model, not a curated record. Gene Ontology annotation, cellular component: Sin3-type complex; chromatin. The transcript has 21 exons. The coding region runs from base 214 to 4110 and encodes 1298 amino acids. Gene Ontology annotation, biological process: negative regulation of transcription by RNA polymerase II. Gene Ontology annotation, molecular function: transcription corepressor activity.
CACCGCUUCAUACAUACACUGUUGUUAGCGACGUAGCCUCUACGGCCAAUCUCAUUUAUGACAUUUCCAUUUGCGAGCACUUCUCCAAACUUCACUUUCUGUCACCGGCGGCUGGAUGCUCGAGUAGCGGUGCGCUAGUCGGGAUCCGUUACACCGGUGUGUCAAGUUGUUGCUGGUGGCAGUCGCUGGAGCCCCUUUGAGUAUGUGUAUACAAUGAAGAGGCGUGCGGAGGACCAGGAACCAAUAUUUGCGCCCCAGCAACAGCAGCCACGUCGACCCCCAGUGCAAGGUAUUGCAGAAGGCUUCCAGCACCGGGCCCUUGCCCCGGCCCCUACCGUGAUAGAGGCAGCUGCAGACACCAUGCAGCCAUCAACCGGCAUCCAAUAUUCCCUCCCCCAGGGCUACCAGGUGCCUACAAUGCCUCAGAGCACAAGUGGACAUGGACAUGGACAUGGACACAACAGUACUGCACCUGCACCUCAUGUUGGUCCCCAUGCACACAGUCUAGCAGUUCAGCCACAGGGACCUGCAGUGGUCCAGGGUCACGUUCACCCACCUGCACCCAUGACUUCAACCCAAGGACAGCAGCAGUUUCAGCGACUGAAGGUUGAAGAUGCAUUGUCUUAUCUGGAUCAAGUGAAGCUGCAGUUUGGGAAUCAGCCACAAGUUUAUAAUGACUUUCUUGAUAUUAUGAAAGAGUUCAAGUCACAGAGCAUAGACACUCCUGGAGUCAUCAACCGUGUGUCCCAACUCUUCAAGGGCCACCCAGACCUCAUUAUGGGCUUUAACACUUUCUUGCCACCUGGUUAUAAGAUUGAGGUUCAAACCAACGAUCUAGUCAAUGUGACCACGCCGGGUCAGAUCCACUACAUCACCCCGCAUGGUAUUUCUGUUCAGAACAUCCCUGUAACUGGAGCACCCAGCCAACCUGCGAGCCACCACCAGCACCAGAGUCUGCCGCAGGCUGGCACUCACACGACCACCACCACCCCGCCCAUCCCUGCCCAGCCCGCUCCAAAUAAAACCAGCAAGCCAGUUCAGUCUCCGGCCCACACACCUACCAGCCAGCCCAAUCCAUCCAUCCCAUCUUACGCCUCUCCACGCUCCCCUUCAGUUCAGUCGCACACUCCUGUCAGCAGCACGCCAUCCAGCGGGCCGCCACUCCAGAACAACCAACCAGUGGAGUUCAACCACGCUAUAAAUUAUGUCAACAAGAUCAAGAACCGCUUCCAGGGUCAGCCAGACAUCUACAAAGCCUUCCUGGAAAUCCUGCACACGUACCAGAAGGAACAGCGGAAUGCUAAAGAGGCAGGAGGUAACUACACUCCAGCACUGACGGAGCAGGAGGUCUACACUCAAGUGGCAAGACUUUUCAAGAACCAAGAGGACCUGCUGUCAGAGUUUGGACAGUUCCUGCCUGAUGCCAACAGCUCAGUGCUGCUGAGCAAGGCAGCACCAGACAGGGCAGAGUCGGUUCGUAAUGAUCAUGGCGGCACAGUAAAGAGGCCCUUACUGAACAACAAACAGAGGCUGAGCCAGAACGGCCUGCCCAUCAGGAGACCUGCUGGAGUGGGCGCCACACCGCCUCUCAAGAAGAAGCCCAAAAUACUGGGGAAGGACCAUGGCAUGAGUGAAGUCAGCAAACAUAGCACCAGCACUGAAACGAUGUUCUUUGAGAAGGUGAAGAAGGCCCUUCGGAGCUCUGAGGCGUACGACAACUUCCUGCGGUGUCUGCACAUCUUUAACCAGGAAGUCAUUUCCCGCACUGAGCUGGUCCAGUUAGUUAUCCCAUUUCUCGGAAAAUUCCCAGAGCUUUUUACAUGGUUUAAGAACUUCUUGGGCUACCGAGAGUCGAGUCAUGGGGAGUCGAGCCAUGCGGAGAGUUUACCCAAGGAGCGUGCAACAGAGGGCAUCGCCAUGGAGAUCGACUACGCUUCCUGCAAGAGGCUGGGUUCCAGCUACAGAGCACUGCCGAAGAGCUACCAGCAGCCCAAGUGCACAGGAAGGACGCCGCUGUGCAGAGAGGUUUUGAAUGACACAUGGGUGUCGUUUCCAUCGUGGUCUGAAGAUUCCACAUUUGUGAGCUCCAAGAAGACUCAAUAUGAGGAGCACAUUUACAGAUGCGAGGAUGAGCGCUUUGAGCUGGAUGUUGUGUUGGAAACCAACCUGGCCACAAUACGAGCCCUGGAGACGGUGCAGCGGAGGCUUUCUCGCAUGUCAGCUGAGGAGCAGCUGCGCUUCAAGCUGGACAACACAAUGGGAGGCUCGUCAGAGGUCAUUCACCGCAAAGCUAUCCAGAGGAUAUACGGGGACAAAGCCCACGAUAUCAUUGACGGCCUCAAGAGGAAUCCUGCUGUAUCUGUCCCCAUAGUGCUGAAAAGAUUAAAAAUGAAGGAGGAGGAGUGGAGAGAAGCCCAGAGAGGCUUCAACAAAAUCUGGCGGGAGCAGAAUGAAAAGUAUUACCUGAAGUCACUCGACCAUCAAGGCAUCAACUUCAAGCAGAAUGACACCAAAGUGUUGCGUUCAAAGACCUUGCUCAAUGAAAUUGAGAUGCUAUACGAUGACCGCCAGGAGCGAGCAUCAGAGGAAACCUCUACGCUGCCACUGAGCGGCCCACACAUGACCCUGACCUACGACGACAGCCAGAUCCUGGAGGAUGCUGCUGCCCUCAUCAUCCACCACGUCAAAAGACAGGUGGGCAUCCAGAAAGAAGACAAGUGCAAGAUCAAACAGAUAAUCCACCACUUCAUCCCUGACCUGCUGUUUGCCCGGCGAGGUGAGCUCUCUGACGUGGAGGAGGAGGAAGAAGAGGAGGAGGAGGAAGACAUGGAAGCAGAUCAAGACGGCCCCAAGAAGCACAACGGUCUGCCGGGCAGCAGCCCAUCAAAGUCCAAACUGCUGUUCAGCAACACGGCCGCUCAGAAGCUGCGUGGCACAGACGAGGCCUAUAACUUGUUCUUUGUGAACAACUACUGGUAUAUCUUCCUUCGUCUGCACCACAUCCUUUGUUCUCGUUUGCUGCGGAUCUACGGGCAGGCUGAGAAGCAGAUUGAGGAGGAUGCUCGAGAGCGAGAGUGGGAAAGAGAAGUGUUGGGCCUCAAAAGGGAGAAAAAUGAAAAUCCAGCAAUCCAACUGAAGAUGAAAGAGCCAAUGGACGUGGACGUGGAGGACUAUUACUCAGUGUUUCUGGAAAUGGUGCGUAAUCUUCUGGAUGGAAACAUGGAGCCGGCUCAGUACGAGGACUCCCUGAGGGAAAUGUUUACUAUCCAUGCCUACGUUGCCUUCACCAUGGACAAACUCAUCCAGAGCAUUGUCCGGCAGCUCCAGCACCUCGUCACCGAUGAUGUUUGUGCGCGUGUAACCGACAUGUACCUGAGCGAAAGUGCCAACAAAGCCACGGGAGGCACUUUGUCCACGCAGACGUCCAGGACCACAGCAGAGGGCGUCUACCAGCGCAAGGCAGAGCAGCUUAUGUCCGAUGAGAACUGCUUCAAGUUGAUGUUCGUGAAGAGCCGAGGUUCUGUCAGUCUGGCAAUGGAGCUGCUCGACACAGAAGAGGAGAACUCUGAUGAGCCGGCAGAGGCAGAAAGGUGGUCAGACUACGUGGGCAGGUACCUGAACUCAGAUUCUACAUCCUCAGAGCUGCGUGAGCAUCUGGCCCAGAAGCCGGUGUUCCUCCCCAGGAAUUUGAGACGGAUACGAAAGUGCCAGAGAGGAUGGGAGCAGCUGCAGCAGGAGAGAAUGACCAAGGGCUCCUCGGACAAGCUGCAGGACGGCAAAAGUGAGCUGAAGAUGGAGUGCAUGUUCAAGCUGAACUCCUACAAGAUGGUUUAUGUCUGCAAGUCAGAGGACUACAUGUACAGACACACAGCACUGACACGGGCACAUCAGUCCCACCAGCGGGUGAACACUCGCCUCCACAGACGCUUCCAGGCCUGGUUGGACUCCUGGGCCAAGGAGCACGUGACCAGUGACAUGGCCAUCGACAGCAACAAGUGGCUGAUGGGAGAUCGACAGGAAGGCCUGCUGCCCUGCACCACCACCUGCAGCCCCGAGGUCCUCCACUAUCUCAACAUUAACAAGUACCGGGUGAAGUACAGAACACUGUAGUACACGUCUCUCCAUAAACUGUGGCAGUUUUCACACGACAAACCGCCCAGGAUGAAUUCUCCGACCUGCCGUUACUGGAUUCAGUUGCCAAAAGUUUUUAUUUGGGGUUGUCGAUCCGUACUUCAAAUGGGAUGUACAUAUUUCACUUUUUGCACAUCUUUCAAGCUGACACAGCAACAGAUGUGAAGUAGGAGAUUUGUUGCUGUCCUUAUAUUGGAGAAAAAACCCCACCUGCCUGAAUAAUUCCAAUAUAUAAUUAAAUGCAGAUUUUUACAUGAGAUUAUUACAGAGAGAAAACGCCCCUUAAUGCAUCUUGUUUUUUGGUGCAGUUUAAGCACCUAAAACAACAAAGCAACCUUAACAGAGGAAAGUGUUGACACCUCAUCAUUUCAUAGAAAACAAAACAACCUCAGCGUUUCUCUUUUAGGUAGCAAGAACAAAGACCCGUUACCUCCGUUAACAUGUGUGUACUGCGACUUGGGGUUCAGUCUGGCUUCCAGCUGUAAACUUGUAUAGCCUGUGAAUGUUUUCCCUUUCGGUGGUAAAGGUGCAAUAGUGCACUCUAUAUAUAUUCAACAUCUCUGACGACUGCUGGGUAGAUGCUCGGCGUUGUGUAUCGAGUACAAUAAUUUAUGAUUGCCCAAAACACUUUGUGUAAAUACGUUGUUUAUAUCUAGAUUUUUUUUUCUUUUUUUUUUUUAUCAGACGUCAUUGAUGUGUAGCGUCCGUUAACACACAUAGUAUCGUUCUUUAGCUAGAGGUUGCAGAGAAUUUUAUUAAGAAAAUGCAAAGUUUUAACAGUUUUUUACCAAAGGAUGUUAAAAUCAGAGUUUUUUCUUUUUGUUUUGUUUGUGAUCUGUUGAACGUGUUGUUGCUCUGUUAAUAGAAAAGUUCUCAUUUUCUACGUGAUUGGAUCCCUUUUGUGCAUUUCUACCUUCAGGCAUCAGUAUCUCUCUCAUGGUUUUGAGAUGAUUGAAUGUAGCUGAGCAGCAAUUUCUCCUUUUUGAAAGUAAAGUAUACUGUAUGUCUAUUUUUCAAAGUACUGAAGUCUUAACAGUGCUGUCGACUUUUUUCUCGUAUUUAAACUUUGCAAAAUGGUUAGAACCUGCGCCACAGGUUCAGCGGUAUCUCAGUGUAUCACCUAAGAAGUCUGUACACGAGUUCGUUUUCUAUAGGCAGUGUUGACGACAAACACUGAACAGUCGGUCUGAGCGUGAAUGUCAGCCGUGUGUACAGUUUAAGGAUCAAGAGAACAAGCAAUAAUUCCUGCAGUCGCUGUUUAUCAAAGCUAUCGGUUUGUAUUUCUCGCUGAAAUACAAAUGUGAAUGUUGUACGCCCUUAAAAGAGGGAUGUAAACUUGGGAUUUUUUUUUUAUAUUGCCUUUUCUUCUCUGCAGUUUACUAAAAUUGGAAUUGGCCCUGUAGACGUAAGUGAGGUCGGAUGGGAGAUGGUCAUCCGUCACGUUAAAUGCUGUUAAAAGUUUCACAUUAGAAACAUACAUUUGAGAAAACAGGUUUUGUCAACUUCAAAACAUUCAUUUUGUUAGUUCUUAAUAAUCUUGACGUAUGGUUCAUAACACGGGCAGGGUGGACAUAUGACAACACACCGCAAAAGAACGCUGCCUGACUAAAUGUCGUCCUUUCUCGAGCUCCACUCAAGGCAGUGAUCAGUAACAUAACCAGCCGCAGACAAUCUUGGAACAGUUUAUUACUUGUGUUUUUAUUUUUAUAUUUACCGUGUUUAAUAUGGAAAUACCACAGGAAGUCCCGGGAGAGCUGAUUGUACAUAAAGACAUUGUUUGUACCUCGUUUAAUGUGUCUCUUCUCUUGACUUUUACGAUGUUGUACAUGAGUGUUAGUAUGGUGUUUGGCAUUAAACUAUCCUUUGAGUAGACAGAAA